Trypanosoma cruzi is the source of this 657-nucleotide messenger RNA. RefSeq lists its product as uncharacterized. Bases 1 to 657 code for a protein of 218 amino acids. Lineage: Eukaryota; Euglenozoa; Kinetoplastea; Trypanosomatida; Trypanosomatidae. The record is from RefSeq and is a predicted model, not a curated record. The transcript has a single exon.
AUGUAUUGUUAUUAUUUGCAUACUUCCCCAGCUUCUAAUGAGAAUGAUGUUUGUCAUUCGGUAUCUGCCAAAUCCAAUUUCAUUUUUCCCUCCUUUUCUUCACUUGUUGGUUUUAUUGUUUUCUUUCUUUGGAAACGUCAGAUGCCAUUAUUUCAUAGGCUCUUUGUGAGCGGGGCGGACCUGCGGGGCUGCCACACGGCUUUUUCUAGCAACUUCACACAACGCAGGUAUUGGGCGAAGCCAAAGAAGCGUCCGAAAGUUGGUCAGGGGUUUCAUGAAAAGGCGCAAAAAUGGCGUGAUGAGUUUCUUCUUGACAGGCACCGCAUCCUUGCCGACAGUCUCCGGGCGUACGUGGAAUUUAGUGCCUCGAAGCGCACAGAACCUUGGGACACGCGUUUUAGACCUUUUGACCGUGUGGAGAAGGACGGCGUUUACGUACUCAUGCGGCACCUAAUGGAAGACAAGUUUCAAUUGUGCAACUACCACCACCGCCCCGUGAAGCGAUUGUUUUGCAACGUUGGGCUCUUGGGGCCGCAAGUAACAACAAAGGCGCGUUGGAAACCUUAUCGCUAUGCAACAAAUCCUGCGAAUACUUCAAAGGCGGAGAGGAUUUUUCAGAAGGACAAGACUCUCUAUACGCACGGCCACAAUGAUUAG